Molecule: messenger RNA, 1345 nt
Organism: Schistocerca gregaria
Lineage: Eukaryota; Metazoa; Arthropoda; Insecta; Orthoptera; Acrididae
Exons: 2
Coding region: 131-1345 (404 amino acids)
Source: RefSeq, a predicted model, not a curated record
GUAUAUGAGGGCAGCCUUCAAGAGCUGUCGCAUCCAAUAUAAUUUUUGUAGAUAAUUCUCAGAAGCCCUGCAAGGAUAGAGAAAAUGUAGCGGAUGCCGCCAAGAAUUAAUCAUUUGUUUUUAAGGAUAAAUGAAAGAUAUUUUAUUUAAUAUCUUGAUCGUAGGCAUAUCUUCACCAAUAGGCAAACAUAUUGUUGAAUAUUUGUCGAAAGAGGUCCGGGAUAAAGACAUAUGUUGGGGCGUAUUCGACAAACACACGAAAAAAUUAAGAAGGCAACUGUCUGAGUUCGAUUUCAUGAAGAAAUGUAGCCAAAAUUGCUGGAUUUUUAACGGCAAUAGGAAAGGCGCGCGAAAUCACUACGCUGUGGAUAUAGAAUGGACCGAUUUAGAGAAGAUUGUAGAAAAAACGUCUAUAGUCAUAGAUAUAUCCAGAAAUAAAAAAGAGUCUAUGGCGCUUAUUAAACUCUGCAUUAGCCAUAGUACGCAUUACGUAGGAAACCUAAAAAAACUCAAUACAAAGAACCUCAAACCCAAGCAAAUAGUAUUGAUACCAAAUGCAGGAGCCAUGGAGACUAUGAUGAAUAUGGCCAUAAAUGACAUUCGGAAUCUACUUAGUUUUCACAAACUCAGACGAAUUAGCUAUUUGGCAGGGCAACGCCCAUUUCAGUACGCGUUUUCCAAAUACAUAUUCAAUAUCUGCAAAUUACAAAAAAUCUCAUGUUUCAAGGAAUCAUUAGACUGUAUUAAGACACCUUCAUCAGUCUGUAAAAAGGACAUGUUCACACCCCGCCUGUUUACAGAAAAUGAACAGCUGAUUCUGCUAAAAACGUUUCAGCAGCCAAUUACUUGUACCGAAAAAAUGUUGGUAACGCACGGAUACUAUGUUCUGAACAAGAACAGAAUAAGUACUUUUUGGGUUUAUUGCUUACUUGUUCUAGGAUUCCUCUUUUGGGUGCAUCUCUAUCCAUUUUUCUACCAACGUAAUAUUGGUCACAAUUCGGCAGACACGCUAUACGCACCGAUAAUAAAUACCAGCCACUCAAGUGAAUAUAGAGCCCUCGAUAUAGAAAGUAAUCUGGUAGUCGUUGGAGGUAUAGCAAACUUUCCUGCGCACUGGCAUACGUCAAGCAAAGCACCAUACAAAAGUGCUUAUGUCGUGGUCACCACACCGCAAAAAAAAAGCCACCUCGAGGUAUCAGCCAUCACCCUGUGCUCGUCCGCAUUAGCAUUGGCAAAUUGCCAGAAAUACACAUUCGGUAUCUGCAACCCAUUCACAAAUAAUGAAAAAGAGCUUAUUCGUAGGCUUCAUUACCACGAAUUCACUUGUAGCAGACUAAUAAAUUAA